This is a messenger RNA of Toxoplasma gondii ME49, 1468 nucleotides long. RefSeq lists its product as hypothetical. The record is from RefSeq and is a predicted model, not a curated record. NCBI's taxonomy places the organism in Eukaryota, Apicomplexa, Conoidasida, Eucoccidiorida, Sarcocystidae. The transcript has 2 exons. The coding region runs from base 409 to 1086 and encodes 225 amino acids.
GUCGACCUUCACUGUAGAGGUGUGCUCGUCCUAGCAACUUGUUUAUAAACUUAGCGUAAGUCGUGGAUGCAUCGCGUAGUGAAAAGCGCUAAUAGAGGAGUGCUGCUGCUCGGUAAAUUUUGUAGAGCACUCCCCUACCGGGCUUCGUCGAUUGUUGGUAUGACAGAGGUUGCAGGAUCUCCUGGAGUCAUCGAGCCCCACGCUUGCGCGAGAAAUUGCGGAAAGGUUCCCUUGUCAUGAGAAUUCGUGGAGAAAUUCCCCCGUCAUGAGAAUAUCUUGAGUAAAACGAAGAAGGGAAAGGCGACCCAGUUGCUAUUCAGCGAGCUGGCGCUGACCUCCAGUCACCCCCGCAGCAAGAUCUGAGAGACGUUACCUUCUGGAGCAUCUGUCUCCUACGUUUGAACAGAAAUGACGCCACCCCUUGGGCCUAUCCGCAUGGGGCGGAGCCUUACUCUGGGCCUCGUCUCGUCGUUCCUCGUUGGCUGCUGUUUCGGCCCAGAGCAGGUGUUCGAUGCAAGAGUCGUACGUCUCCCGGGUGCGAACCCCGCCGGCAGUAUCGGUGGCUUUUUGAGUGUCGCGGAAGCUUCCUUCACCACCGGCAGUUCCACAACGAAUGUUGUGGACACGAAGAAAAACGAGGAGGACGAACCUGCCGAUGGAGAGGACAAAGAAAUCGUCGUGCCCCUAAGAUCGACAAAAAGCCGGGGGUCCCGCACCAAGACCCGGACACACAAGACCAGCUCCCGCCAAAACGGCAUCUUACGACAUCCAGCUGCUGCAGCAACAAUUGGCCUGACGAUGAUGCUUGUUGGGACGGCCAUCGGUGCAGGAGCCAUGCUUGCACUCGCUCGCCAGAGAGAGGAGCAAAAAAAAGCCGAGGAUACGAGAACGGCCCAGGCUGCGAAAUCCCUAGAGCCGAAAAAGGUGGUGCUAACUGCGGACAAAGCUGCCCAGCAACAAGCUGAAGGAGACCGCUACCUGUCGCAGUCCUGGCUCUGCUGCCCCUAUUCUCACUUCUCUCCCAAACCACGGAGACCAAGUCGCCGGAGAAUCUCGGACAAACGUACAUCUUCGCCAACAAUAUGAUGAAAAAGACACUAGAGAAAGAACGUGCAGAUCGUCCCGAAGACGUGGAGAAGGUGGUCAGCAAGUACUUCGAUCUCAUAAGGAGGGAGGCCAUACAGAGAAAAUUCUAUGACGCUGGAGCGAGGAAAGCCCUCGACGCCUCCGAACGUAGCAUCAAGUCCCAGCUCAAGAAGAGAGGGAAGGACAUCGAGGCAGUCCUGGACAGUGCCCAGGCGCAAUUUCUGAAGGCAAUUGGCGUCAACAUCCAGGGUCAAAAAAUAUAGAUGGUAACGUGUUGCGCAAAGUUCAUGCCGCGGGAAGCACUCCAGAAAUACGACAACUACUCAGCGGCUUGGAAAUGGACAAAGUGAUUUCUGCUGGCAUCAUAUAAAUCUCGCAAAGG